AUGGUGGCCUGGGUCCAAUUGCCAGCCUUCCCGGUUCACUUUUACCAUCAAGAAAUCCUUUUCUCCUUGGGGAACAUGAUUGGGCGAGCAAUCAAGUUGGACUUUCACACACAACAUCAACAACGCGUUAAGUUUGCUCGGAUGGCUGUCGAACUCGACUUAUCUAAACCGCUGGUAACCCGCAUUCGGCUUGACGGAAAAUGGCAGUACAUUGAAUAUGAAAAUCUACCAAAAGUGUGUUUCGAGUGCGGAAAGGUUGGGCACACGACAGCUUCCUGUCCUUCGCUGUGUGAAUCGGCGGUUUCGAUCAGGAUCGGAACGGCUGCGGCCCCGCCGGAAAAGUGCUCGGAAGAGUCGUCGGAGGAGAAGGCUGGGUUUGGACCUUGGAUGCAGGUCACACGACGAUCACGGCGGGGAACACGGGGGCAUGAGAAAGGAAACUCCGACAUCAAUCAAGGGGAUUUGGUGGUUGGUGGAAACGCCGAAAAAGGAAAAGGCAACCACAAAAUUUUGGAAGGUAUCUCUGGAAGCAAGGGGGGAUCUAGAGAGACUCAAGGCCAACGGACGGAAAAUCUCAAGCUAAGCAGGGGGGAGAAGGGGAAGUAUAACGAUGGGGUACAGCAAAAGGGGAAAGAAAAAGUGAGUAAAACCAUCGUGGAAGGGGUGACAGGCGGCCAAGGUGUUUUAGGCCCAAUUCCAGUGGCCCAAAGAAAUAUGAACUCGGGUGCCAACAAGCCCACUUUGGACACGAAGAAGCAAUGGGAGAGAGGCUCGACAAGCCUCGACAAAGAUAAUGGGCCUCUUUUGCUUAAUGAAGGAACAGGCCCACGAAAUGGUCCUGAACUGACUUGCUCCAGCCCACCGCCUACUCGGAUAGUCAAGGGCCCCAACGACACUUCCAUCCAGAUAGUAGCAAUUCCACCAUAUGAGUCUCAGCAAGCGGCAGAGCGGGAGACAAACUUCCCGUCGGCGGCAGUGCGGACCAAAAAUCAAAAGGGGCAUAAGAAGAAGAAUUCGAAAUCGCCUAGGAAGACAUCAGUGCCGAUCACCUCCAAAGCCCUGCAAGUCUGGACUCCGGUUAAGGAAAAGAAGAACAAGGCUAGAACUCGUUUGGCUUCACUUACCCUGCAAGAAAUUGAGGCGUGGACGGGAGCGGCAAAGGCGGCUGCAACAGAGACAAGUCCACCCCAAGUUCUGGAAGUGGAGCCUAGCGAGAAGAUGAUCCCGGCUUUGGAGACUGCAGGCUCAGACUGA
Messenger RNA from Linum tenue, 1254 nucleotides. The record is from the annotation of a GenBank genome assembly. Lineage: Eukaryota; Viridiplantae; Streptophyta; Magnoliopsida; Malpighiales; Linaceae.